AUGGAGAAGGGUUUGGAGCAUGGUGUUGAUUCUAGCUCUGUUGCUACUUUAGCAGAGUAUUCAAAACCAUUGAUUGACUAUCUACAAAACCUUCCAGAGAAUGAAAAGGUUAUUUUGGUUGGUCACAGUAGUGGUGGUGCCUGUGUUUCUUAUGCACUGGAGCACUUUCCGCAAAAAAUUUCAAAAGCAAUAUUCAUCUGUGCCACUAUGGUGUCUAAUGAUCAGAGACCCUUUGACGUAUUUGCUGAAGAGCUUGGUUCUGCUGAAGAUUUUAUGCAACAAUCAACGUUUAUGAUUCAUGGAAAUGGAAAAGACCAGCCUCCUACAGGAUUUAUGUUUGAGAAAGAACAGAUGAAAGGGUUAUAUUUCAAUCAAUCUCCUGCAAAGGUAUGA
This is a messenger RNA of Rosa rugosa (rugosa rose), 393 nucleotides long. Its product is annotated as putative methylesterase 14, chloroplastic. The coding region runs from base 1 to 393 and encodes 130 amino acids. NCBI's taxonomy places the organism in Eukaryota, Viridiplantae, Streptophyta, Magnoliopsida, Rosales, Rosaceae. The transcript is spliced from 4 exons. Gene Ontology annotation, molecular function: methyl indole-3-acetate esterase activity; methyl jasmonate esterase activity; methyl salicylate esterase activity. The record is from RefSeq and is a predicted model, not a curated record. Gene Ontology annotation, biological process: salicylic acid metabolic process; jasmonic acid metabolic process.